Messenger RNA from Drosophila willistoni, 1483 nucleotides. RefSeq names its product zinc finger protein 622. Gene Ontology annotation, molecular function: nucleic acid binding; zinc ion binding. Gene Ontology annotation, biological process: ribosomal large subunit biogenesis. The transcript is spliced from 3 exons. The record is from RefSeq and is a predicted model, not a curated record. Lineage: Eukaryota; Metazoa; Arthropoda; Insecta; Diptera; Drosophilidae. The coding region runs from base 137 to 1348 and encodes 403 amino acids. Gene Ontology annotation, cellular component: preribosome, large subunit precursor.
AUAUUGAGAUCGGUAUCGGUGGCAGUCAACUCCUCGUGGCAAGAAAAGGAAACAAAGAAAACAUUUCAAAUAUCUGAUUUAGAUUUGUUGUGAAAUUCCAAAUUGAAGAGUUUAGGCGUUCUUCCAAUCUCCAACCAUGUCCCAAUUCACGUGCAUCAAUUGCGAUGCGCGUUUUGCUAAUGCCGACAUCCAGCGGGAACACUAUAAAACAGACUGGCAUCGUUAUAAUCUGAAGCGCCGUGUGGCCCAGCUGCCUCCAGUGACGGCCGAGGAAUUCCAGCAGCGUGUGCUAAGUGCCCGCAGUGCCACUGAAACGGCCCUGGAAGAGCAAAAUAUGAGCAUCUAUUGCAAUGCUUGUCGCAAGCAAUUUGGCAAUCAAAAAGCACACGACAAUCACCUGAAUAGCAAGAAGCACAAAGAAAGCCUGGCGCGAUAUGAACGUUCAGCGGCCACAUCCAAGGAGCCAGUGUGUGUGAAAAGCGUUGUGGAACCGCGACCACAUCCAGCUUUGGCGGCGGCAGCAGCUGGCAAAGGACGUCAUGCCUUUACAGAGCGAGCCAAUCAAAUGGAUUGUGAGGACGAGGAUGCUGUCGAUGAUGAUGAUGAUGAUUUUGAGGACAUUGAAGAGGAAGAGGUGGACUCUGAUGAAUGGGACAAAAUACCAGAGAAUCCUUUAACUGAACGCGAUUGUCUCUUCUGUAACCAUACUAGCGAUGACCUAGUGGAGAAUCUAAAACAUAUGUCUGUGGCUCAUUCCUUCUUUAUACCCGACACUGAAUACUGUACCGAUAUCGAGGGUCUACUUUAUUAUCUAGGCGAGAAGGUGGCCAAUUAUUUCAUUUGCCUCUCGUGUAAUGAUCGUGGCAAAACGUUUUAUUCUCUGGAUGCAGUACGCAAACACAUGGUCGACAAGGGUCACUGUCAAAUGUUGCACGAAGGCGUGGCAUUGGCAGAAUAUGCUGAAUAUUAUGAUUACAGUUCUAGUUACCCAGACAAUAAGGAUGGCAUGGACAUUGAUGAUGAGGUGGUGCCCGACUUGCUUGAUGGUGAUGAAUAUCAAUUGGUUUUACCCUCCGGAGCAGUUAUUGGUCAUCGAUCGCUUUUACGCUACUACAAACAACAUUUACGUCCAGGACGGGCCGUAGUCCUUAAGAAAUCUGAUCGAAAAUUGCAUCACGUACUCAGCGAGUAUCGGGCCCUCGGAUGGACACAAACACAACAGCAGGCAGCGGCACGUAAGGCGCGCGAUAUACAUCUAAUGAAGCGUGUCCAGUCCAAAUGGCAAAUGAAAUUGGGAACCAAAGCUAACAAAUUGCAAAAGCAUUACAGGGCUCAAAUCUUAGUGUAAUUGCCGGCCUGCUAGCACUAUUCCAGUUCAAUAAUUGCUGCUUGUAAAUCAAGAAAAACCGAAAUGUUUUUGUUUUUAUUAAAUUUAUUAAAACUAAAGAUAAAAUUAAAAUCCAUGUAUCAUUCAGGAACAGAA